Molecule: messenger RNA, 5367 nt
Organism: Histoplasma mississippiense
Lineage: Eukaryota; Fungi; Ascomycota; Eurotiomycetes; Onygenales; Ajellomycetaceae
Product: protein dopey
Exons: 9
Coding region: 1-5367 (1788 amino acids)
Biological process (GO): Golgi to endosome transport
Cellular component (GO): endosome; trans-Golgi network
Source: RefSeq, a predicted model, not a curated record
AUGAGCCUUGAUCCGGGCGACCUAACACGGUCCUCGUCUCCAUCCGGCUCUGAGGCAUCGCAGCCGAAAUCCCGAGCUCAAGCAGUGGAUCAAAUACAUAUAAAGGAUAAAAACUACCGCCGUUAUGCCGCCAGCGUUGACCGAGCUCUAUCCUUGUUUGACACUGCUCUCCAGGAAUGGGCAGACUACAUCUCGUUCCUAAGUCGGUUGUUGAAGGCUCUACAAUCUCAUCCGCCAUCUCUACCCAUCAUUCCAAGCAAAACAAUUGUUGCGCGAAGAUUGGCGCAAUGUCUCAAUCCUUCGCUCCCAUCUGGAGUUCACCAGAAAGCCCUGGAGGUCUACGGCUAUAUAUUCUCCAUCCUUGAGCCAGAUCGCCUGUCCCGAGAUCUUGCACUCUACCUACCCGGAAUUGCCCCCACACUAUCUUUCGCAUCGUUGACCGUUCGACCGCUUUUUCUCUCCUUGGUUGAGGCCUAUAUAGUUGAUUUGGACCCGUCAGCACUCCGCCCAGCAUUAAAAUCCAUUAUCCUAGCGUUACUUCCAGGGCUAGAGGAGGAAACAAGUGAAGAUUUCGAAGCCGCUAUAAGGAUAGUGAACAAAUUUCGGACAAUAAAUCUCAGGGAAGACUCUUUGUCAGAUUCGAAUGACGACACUAGCAGCCAAUACUUCUGGCAAUGCCUCUUCCUCGCCUCCAUAACUAACCCAAGUCGGAGACUUGGUGUGCUUGCAUAUUUGAAUCGCUAUCUUCCUAAGCUUGGUGGAACAAGCCCAUGGUUGAUAGACUCGGAAAGCGGCAAAGCAGAUAGAGGCUCUAGCUUACUCUCAAUAGCAGACUCCAUUAUUAUGCCAGAGCCGGGGCUACUAAUUCGAUGCUUUGCGACGGGUCUUGCUGAUGAUCAGCUUCUUGUGCAGAGAAACUUCUUAGAUCUUCUUGUUACUCAUUUACCCCUUCAUUCUCCCGUAUUACAAAAUCGGGCCACUCCAAAUGACCUCGAGAUUUUAGUUGCGGCAGCCGCCGGCGUGGUGACAAGAAGAGAUAUGAGUUUGAAUCGCCGUCUCUGGUCAUGGUUUUUAGGCCCGGAAACGUCAAACGGCGCGCAAGAACUUAGUCUUGGUGAAGCAGAGCCGCAGUUAUCUUCGGGACAUGAGGCAAGCCGUGUCUUUGAUUACGAAAAUGCGAAGUUCCAGUACUUCACUCGUUUCGGCCUAAAACCCCUUGUUCAAAGCAUCAAGACGAUGAUAAAUCGCAAUUCUCUUCAUCCUCCAGAAAGAGCAAAGCCGCUCAAGAUAUCACUGUCUUUGAUGGAUCGCUGGGAAGUGGGAGAACUAGUUGUUCCAGCAAUAUUCCUCCCAGUUAUGCGUAGCGUUCAACAAUAUGAACAACUAGCGUCUUCAACUUCGAAUUUCGAAGAGGUUUUUAGAAGUGCAAGUGCUUUUUUCGACGGAGUUGAAAGCAGCUUGAUAUUCUCUGAGCUCCUUUCCCUUGUUCAUGUUGAUCCGUCGGGCAUUCAAACUCGAUCUGGCCGUGCCAUAAAAGACCUUAAGCUCGCGAAUUUUAUUAUCUCCCGUUUCAAUCUGGGGGAGGAGGAAAUACUCAUUUCCCACAUCCCGUUAUUGUUGUUAGCGCUGCUUGUUAAAAUGAGGGUUAUUUCGUCAAAUACUGAGGGUGGAUUUGAUCAUCAAAACAUUCAGUCCGCAGCACUGAACGAGACUUCACUGAUCGUCAAGCACCUCUUGGAAUUGAUUCCAGAAAGAGUAUUUUACGAUGGAAUUGUGAUAGAUCCAACUCGACAUGAUCAGCCUCUUGGGGAAUUCCCCGACAUUGCCAGCCCAGAGAUUAUCAAGUCGAUAAUUGGGUUCUACAAGACAAUCAAAGCAAAUCUCAAAUUACCGCCAUUGCCCUUCUCAUACCGUGAUAUAGGCGAGUUACUUCUCCGAGAAGCCCAGUUUCUGGUGCUGGCUGAGUUAGAAUCGGAGAACCCCUCCCACUUGAAAGAACGGGUGAACAUAUUUUUAUCCCUCCUCAAUAAGAUCCGCAAAUCCCAAAUCGUUAAAAACGGGAGACUCUUCUCAACCAUGUAUCACAAACUUCUCUCUAAGUCUACUGAAAAGUUACCUUUUGUUAUGAUUUCAUCGAUGUGCUCUAUUGUGACGACUCUUUACUCGAUCCACGUACCCGGAUUCUAUAUUUCUUAUCAACAGGUAUCCGAUAUUAUCCCGCCAUUAGUUCAGAAACUUUGGGCCUUUCUCUCGCCCUUGAGUCCCAAAUUUCACGUGGAAUCGGUUCGAUGUCUCUGGCUGUUGCAUUCCGUGACAUGGCAAAAUCAUUUGGUUGAAGCAUCCAUUGCAUCAAUCAUGGUUGGUGCCGAGGGGUUCAAUUCAUCGCAUCUUACAACGAUAGAGGAAACUGAAAAGUUUGUAGUCCUAUGGAAUCAUAGCCAGCAAAUUAGCGUUGAUCCUUCAACUUUGCGCUCUAUUACCGACUACCACUCACACAGCGGUGGCUUAAGAGAUCCGAAAUCUAUUUACCAGUCCUCCAUGCUCGAUCGCCCGUUAUUUCUCGUAUUGGAUUUGCUAUCGGGAGUUGUCAGCGAAGCUUCGCUGGUGGUCAAGGAAUGGAUUUCGGAUCUUUCAUCUCUAUACAAGGUAUUUGACAUAAUAAUUUCAAAACUUACCGAUCUUUCAUACUUCAUGGCAUCGGAUCUAGAAGACACAUCCCAGUAUCGCCAUCCCACAGAGCAUGGGGAAGCAAAUCAAUGCCGAUAUCUUUUCGAGACUGCUUCCGGAGUGAUAUCCUCGUUGAGUCGGAUGGGAUGGUCUAUAUUAAUGACGAACACCGUUGCAGGACUUGAUAAAUGCCGCAAAAGCUCUGACACUGAUGAUGAUUCCCAGCGCCUAAGUAUUCAAGCCACUUUAAUACGCCUUUCUAUUCAAGCCCUCUCGUCUUGUAUAACGGCCACCAGGGAGCCGCAUUCGGAAGAAGAGCGGAUGCAAUUGGCAGCUUUUACCGUAAUGCGCCAGCUUCUAAGUGGACCAGGCGCUGGGCAGCUCGUUGAAAUGGAAUUGGACAACUUCCUAAUCGACCAGUUAUUCUUCUCCUUGGACCACAAAAGGAGUAGUCUCCAGCCUGUCAUGAUCGACACCUUGCUAGCCGCGUUGAAAAUUCGAUUCACUCCUGGAUCCUUAGAGCCUCACGUUCCUUCGUCUGUUACUCGAAGGAAAGCUUCUCUCGAUGCUCUUUCAAAUAUCUCACGUAUAUCGCUAACUGGCGAGAAAUCCGAAAAAGAGCUCCGAGGAGGUGUAGCUCCAUUACCAUCACCACAACUAUUACAAUGUUUGCUAAAAGGGCUUAGCUCCACCUCCUCGCAGAAUGCAGUGCAAAAAUGGGUCAAACUUCUUGUGGAAUGCCUACCAUUGUACUCUGGUACCAUUUUCCAAAUCUUGCUGACGUUGGUAGAAUGUUUGUGUCAACGGAUAAUUGCCUCGUAUAAUGAACUCCAGCUUUUGUUCAAACAAUCCGAUGGAUCUAUUGGGGAGCGUUCAGAGUAUGUUACCAUGGCUCUGCUUGGGGGAUUGGAGAACUGUAUUGCAGUGGCUCAUGAACGCUUAAUUCUCGAGGAAGAGAGUGUUUCUCCCGUGAAAAGCCCAGACCAGCCUCAGGGAUUUUUUGGAAACAUGGUUUCCGAGACAUUAGUCCAGUUGUGGCACGAUGCAGUAACGGCAGAUGACACGGCAGGAGCCCGAUCAGUGUUUAAUCUACUUCAUACACUAGAUGGGUCACGACCCAAAGUAACCAUCCCAGCCAUAUUCAAUUCCAUAUACAGCCGAACCGACCCAACUGCGCUGGAGCCUAGCCGCAAAUCACUAGAUGAUGAUGUGUUGGACGAGAUAUGGGCAGACUGCACCACUUUCCUUCGUGAUGUAUUAGCGAACCCGUUCCCACAUCGACACAUCUUGCCACGGUUGAUGGAGUUUGGUGCAGUCUUGGGUGAAAAGAUGGAUCGGACUAAUUUUGGUGACGACCGGCGAGCGAGGAAAGACCUCGGAGAUUUGUUGCUGCGCCUCCUUACGGCGAUACUUACUAGCAAACCAUUAGGCUCAUCGCAAGAGCCCAUCGCGGCAUCGCGACAGCUAGCGGACAGCGAGCGAGCGUCAAGGCCUUCUUCCAAAGGCCAGCAGCUCAUUGGACCUGACGAUACAGUUGGAAUCCUCGCAUCAGUGAUGCCCGCGUUAGUUACGACUCUGGGAGAAUCAGACAGGAUAUCCACUGCAAUGUCGAAUAUAUCAGCGAACAUAAUAGCACCACUAUUUCAUUCAAGACUGUUUCCGCAAAAUGUGAACAAAAGCAUCCUCGACCUCCUCCAACAAAUGUCAAAGAUUCCUGGUGCCUCGAAGUACUGGCGGAAAGAUAUGGGCGACGCCUUCAACGACACCAAAUUCUUCACGACGAAGGUCGGGCUUGUACAGACGCAUUGGCUUGAUCUGAUUCAUCAUUGGGUCCUGACUGAUAAAGACCGAUUGCCUGACGUUUACUCUCGCUUAUCGACCCCAACAUCUGCCGGGAUAAUGUUCGGCGUAGGUGCUGCAGCUGCGCGACUUGAGGCUGACCGCAAAGCUCAGUUGAAUUUACGGCGAGUGGCGUUAUUCAUAUUAGCUGCAGACGAAGAUCAUUUCGCUACCGAACUCGCAAAUGUCCACCAAAAGCUCGAAGACCUCCUAAUGGCCACCCACAUAUCUUCACCUUCUUCCGUGACUCGAGCGGAAGUAUAUAUGGUCCUCAGAGCACUAGUUUUGAAGACUUCUACCAUCCACCUUGCACCCUUUUGGCCGAUUGUAAACAGGGAACUCCAAGAUGCGAUUUCAGCCAUUGGCCCAGGCCAGCAGGUGGAGACGUAUAACCCUUACUCGCUCUUGCAAGCUUGUAAGCUUCUUGAAACUCUACUUCUCAUUGCUCCCGAUGAAUUCCAGCUUCAGGAAUGGCUAUUUGUUACAGAUACCAUCGAUGCGGUCUAUCCACCAGACCAGUGGGAAUCUGUCGCUCUCGCUGACUCGAUCGCGCAAAGUCUGGGUACAACCACAAGAAGAGACAGUUUUGACCGCUCGACAAGUAAUGGUCUUGGGAAUGGUAAUGGAAAUGAUGGUGAUGACAAUAGUCGCCGUCAGGGAUAUAAAAAUGCGUGGCUUAAUUCCGAACUGAGUCGGGAGACUGCCAAAGAUGAGAUAGUUGACAAGGUGCUCAAGCCGUUCUUCGAUCGGUUGAGUAUAUAUGCAUUUGAGAGCACGUAUAGCUUAGGGGCUCCUGAUUUGAAAUGUUUCAAGGACGAUCUGCUGGCAGACCUAUUUAAUGAGUUCACAAUGGCAAAUUAA